GCGGCCACACCCAUGUCAGUCUAGUCUCCACAAAACAAACACCUUCUUUUUUCCCUUUCUCUUUGCUGCACGCAUGGUCUUUAUCUGACUUGCAUUUGAUUAAAAUCUCCAGCUGACAGUGGAGACGGAGGGCUGCAGAGACGGCACCUUGAAAGCCCAGGCAGGCGGUCGGAGCUUCUUCGGCUCUCAAUGCGAGUCACCUGCCCCCGAGACGUCGGCCAUUCUGGGCCGCUGACCCACAAAUAAGAGACUCAGUCAAAUCCAGUUUGCCCCAUGCCUGUGAGCGCUGUGUGUGUGUUUCAGCUCUGCUGAGGGUCAUUCGCCCGGUGUCUCCAUUAGGGCUCUGGGUCGUCACAGAGCGACGGCCAGCAGCAACCUCACUUCUGCUCGGGGAACACGCUGCCACAGGAGCUUCUUCUUCUUCUUCCCUGAUGGAGUUUCUGACAAAGUUAAAAACAAAUGCUGGUUUAACAGCCAACGAAUUGUAAGAGAGGAACUGUUGGCGGAGUCAUGGCGAACUCAGUGGGCGGCUUAUCCGAAGGCACAGCGUACGGGCCCCGGAUCGGGAUGACUGGGGACUCUCUCGCCCUCCUGGAGCGAAACAGGGGCGCCGCCGAUCCCUGGGACAUGGUGGAGACCAAACCCAACGUGGACGCUCUGGAGCGCGGCCUGCCGGGCCUCUAUCUCUCGUGCUUCGACAUGCCCCUGGCCGAGGACGCGACGUGGCUGGCGAAGGUCUCCGAGGCCCCGCCGAUGGCCCACAUGGGGUCGCGGGACGAGCCGGAGCAGUGCCCCGUCAUCGACAGCCAGGAGCAGGGCCUCUCUCCGGCGGGGCUGCAGGGCCAGGAGGAGGAGCGGUCCCUGGAGCAGGUGCAGAGCAUGGUGGUGGGCGAAGUGCUGAAGGACAUUGAAACGGCCUGCAAACUGCUCAACAUCACCCCGGACCCCAUCGAGUGGAACGCGGCGAACGUGCAGAAGUGGCUGCUGUGGACCGAACACCUGUACAGGCUGCCCCACGCCGGGAAGGCCUUCCAGGAGCUGACGGGAAAGGACCUGUGCGCCAUGAGCGAGGAGGAGUUUCGCCAGCGCUCGCCGCAGUGCGGGGACACGCUGCACGCACACCUGGACAUAUGGAAGUCAGCCGCCUGGAUGAAAGAGAGGUGUUCAGCUGGAGACACUAAGACUGCAGGCACUGAGGAGCUGUGGUCCGAGGCGGAUUCGUCCUGUUCCGGUCAGCCGAUCCACCUGUGGCAGUUCCUCCGGGAGCUCCUGCUCAAGCCUCACAGCUACGGACGCUGCAUCCGCUGGCUCAACAAAGAAAAAGGUAUCUUCAAAAUCGAGGACUCGGCCCACGUGGCGAGACUGUGGGGACUCAGGAAGAACCGACCGGCGAUGAACUAUGACAAGCUGAGCCGCUCCAUACGUCAGUACUACAAGAAGGGCAUCAUCCGCAAGCCCGACGUGUCCCAGAGGCUGGUGUACCAGUUCGUCCACCCAGUGUGAAGCUGCGGCGAGAGUGGGAGGACGCGCGCUCUCCCACCGCAUGCACGUGCGCGCCCAAGACUUGAAGGUGACAGAGAACAUUGUGCACCGACCAACCCCCGAUGGCACACACUUCGCCUGCCAACACACGGAGGAACAGCUGGCAGCUGUGCAUGGGCCAAGAGGAGGAGGAGGAUGAGGAGGAUGAGGAGGAGGAUGAGGAGGAGGA
Molecule: messenger RNA, 1711 nt
Organism: Scophthalmus maximus (turbot)
Lineage: Eukaryota; Metazoa; Chordata; Actinopteri; Pleuronectiformes; Scophthalmidae
Product: SAM pointed domain-containing Ets transcription factor
Exons: 6
Coding region: 511-1503 (330 amino acids)
Biological process (GO): cell differentiation; regulation of transcription by RNA polymerase II
Cellular component (GO): nucleus
Molecular function (GO): DNA-binding transcription factor activity, RNA polymerase II-specific; sequence-specific DNA binding
Source: RefSeq, a predicted model, not a curated record